Molecule: messenger RNA, 7654 nt
Organism: Micropterus salmoides (largemouth bass)
Lineage: Eukaryota; Metazoa; Chordata; Actinopteri; Centrarchiformes; Centrarchidae
Product: NLR family CARD domain-containing protein 3-like
Exons: 13
Coding region: 200-3667 (1155 amino acids)
Molecular function (GO): protein binding
Source: RefSeq, a predicted model, not a curated record
UGGGCCAGCAACAGCGAAGGCCCACAGCCAAUCAGUGGAGGAGCAGCUGAUGGCAGCUUCCUCUGCCUCACGCUGCUGUCUGACUGCAUUCAGCUGCCACUGAUAUGAAACAGAAACUAGCAGCCAAUCAGUGGAGGAGCAGCUGAUCUUUUUCCAGGAGAAAUGAUGGAAAGGAGGAUUUGAGCUGAUGUGCAGAUGAAUGAUUUGUGUUUCCUCUCCAGGUGAAAGUGGAUGUGAGUUGAGCAGCAUGAGUCAGUGUGAGGACAGAGAGGAGGGAGUCCCUCCCUCUAAAAGCACUCUGUGUGGGGAACAUGACAGCCAGACCAAAGCUCAGAGCCCAGAGCAGCAGCAGGGACCGGACUCUGCUGGACCUGGACCUGAGCCCAGCUGUGUGUCCUUUAAGAGUGACCGGUCAAAUCCUCGCCAUAUUAAUUUUAAAGGACGACAACCCUCUGCUGGACCUGGACCUGGACCUGGACCUGAGCCCAGCUGUGUGUCCUUCAACAGUGACUGGUCAAUGGGUCGCCUCAUUAAUUUUAAAGGAGGACAUGUGUCUGACAGACAAGUCCACCAGGAGAGCUCAGAGGUUCCCUGUGGUCAGUCUGCCCAGCAGCAUCAAACACACCUGGACUCCAUAUUUAUGCUGCUGGAGGAGAACAUUGUCACUUUUGUGAAGAAGGAGCUGAAGAAGAUCCAGAAGGGUCUGAGUUCAGAUUACCCAGAAUGCUUAGAGAGUCAGAGGGAGGAUGAGGAGGUGUUGGACGGUGAGGAGGAAGAGCAGAGGAGGAGCAGCAGAGAGGCAUUUCUGAAGAUCACACUGCACUUCAUGAGGAGAAUGAAGCAGGAGGAGCUGGCUGAGCAUCUGCAGAGCAAACAUCUUGCUGUAGUUUGUCAGCGUAAACUCAAGUGUAACCUGAAGAAGAAGUUCCAGUGUGUGUUUGAGGGGAUUGCUAGAGCAGGAAACCCAACCCUUCUGAACCAGAUCUACACAGAGCUCUACAUCACAGAGGGAGGGACUGCAGAGGUCAAUGAUGAACAUGAGGUCAGACAGAUUGAAACAGCAUCCAGGAAACCAGACAGACCAGAAACAACCAUCAGACAAGAAGACAUCUUUAAAGCCUCACCUGGAAGAGAUGAACCAAUCAGAACAGUGAUGACAAAGGGAGUGGCUGGCAUUGGGAAAACAGUCUUAACACAGAAGUUCACUCUGGACUGGGCUGAAGACAAAGCCAACCAGGACAUACAGUUCAUAUUUCCAUUCACUUUCAGAGAGCUGAAUGUGCUGAAAGAGAAAAAGUACAGCUUGGUGGAACUUGUUCAUCACUUCUUUACUGAAACCAAAGAAGCAGGAAUCUGCAGGUUUGAAGAGUUCCAGGUUGUGUUCAUCUUUGACGGUCUGGAUGAGUGUCGACUUCCUCUGGACUUCCACAACAAUGAGGUCCUGACUGAUGUUACAGAGUCCACCUCAGUGGAUGUGCUGCUGACAAACCUCAUCAGGGGGAACCUGCUUCCCUCUGCUCGCCUCUGGAUAACCACACGACCUGCAGCAGCCAAUCAGAUCCCUCCUGGGUGUGUUGACAUGGUGACAGAGGUCAGAGGGUUCACUAACCCACAGAAGGAGGAGUACUUCAGGAAGAGAUUCAGAGAUGAGGAGCAGGCCAGCAGAAUCAUCUCCCACAUCAAGACAUCACGAAGCCUCCACAUCAUGUGCCACAUCCCAGUCUUCUGCUGGAUCACUGCUACAGUUCUGGAGGAGGUGUUGAAGACCAGAGAGGGAGGAGAGCUGCCCAAGACCCUGACUGAGAUGUACAUCCACUUCCUGGUGGUUCAGUCCAAACUGAAGAACGUCAAGUAUGAUGGAGGAGCUGAGACAGAUCAACACUGGAGUCCAGAGAGCAGGAAGAUGAUUGAGUCUCUGGGAAAACUGGCUUUUGAGCAGCUGCAGAAAGGAAACCUGAUCUUCUAUGAAUCAGACCUGACAGAGUGUGGCAUCGAUAUCAGAGCAGCCUCAGUGUACUCAGGAGUGUUCACACAGAUCUUUAAAGAGGAGAGAGGGCUGUACCAGGACAAGGUGUUCUGCUUCGUCCAUCUGAGUGUUCAGGAGUUUCUGGCUGCUCUUCAUGUCCAUCUGAUCUUCAUCAACUCUGGUGUCAAUCUACUGGCAGAAGAACAAUCAACCUCCCAGAAGUCUAAAGAAAGAAAAGAUGACACAGUGACACAGUUCUACCAGAGAGCCGUGGACAAAUCCAUACAGAGUUCAAAUGGACACCUGGACUUGUUCCUGCGCUUCCUCAUGGGUCUUUCACUGCAGACCAAUCAGACUCUCCUACGAGGCCUGCUGACGCAGACAGGACAUGGCUCAGAAACCAAUCAUGUGACGGUCGAGUACAUCAAGAAGAAGAUCGAAGAGACUCCCUCUGCAGAGCAAAGCAUCAAUCUGUUCCACUGUCUGAAUGAACUGAAGGAUGGUUCUCUAGUGGAUCAGAUCCAACAGUCCCUGAGUUCAGGAAGACUCUCCACAGAUAAACUCUCUCCUGCUCAGUGGUCAGCUCUGGUCUUCGUCUUACUGUCAUCAGAAAAAGAUCUGGACGUGUUUGACCUGAAGAAAUACUCUGCUUCAGAGGAGGUUCUUCUGAGACUGCUGUCAGUGGUCAAAGCCUCCAAGAAAGCUCUACUAAGUGGCUGUAACCUCUCAGAGCAAAGCUGUGAAGCUCUGUCCUCAGUUCUCAGCUCCCAGUCCUCUGGUCUGAGAGAGCUGGACCUGAGUAACAACAACCUGCAGGAUUCAGGAGUAAAGCUGCUGUCUGCUGGACUGCAGAGUCCCCACUGUACACUGGAAAUACUGAAGCUGUCAGGCUGUCUGAUCACAGAGGAAGGCUGUGCUUCUCUAGCUUCCGCUCUGAGCUCCAACCCGUCCCAUCUGAGAGAGCUGGACCUGAGCUACAAUCAUCCAGGAGACUCAGGAGUGAAACUGCUGUCUGCUGGACUGGAGGAUCCACACUGGAGCCUGGUCACUCUCAGGGUGGAGCCUGCUGGAGUCCGAUGGUUGAGACCAGGUCUGAGGAAGUAUUCCUGUCAACUCACAAUCGACACAAACACAGUAAACAGAAGGAUCCAACUGUCUGACAGCAACAGGAAGGCGACACGUGUGGAGGAGGAUCAGUCAUAUCCUGAUCAUCCAGACAGGUUUGACUGGAGGCCUCAGCUGCUGUGUAGAGAUGGUCUGACUGGUCGCUGUUACUGGGAGGUCGAGUGGAGAGGAAGAGUUUAUAUAUCAGUGAGUUACAGAGGAAUCAGAAGGAGAGGAGACAGAGAAGACUGCAGGUUUGGAAUGAAUGAUCAGUCCUGGAGUCUGAACUGCUCUGAUGGUGGCCGUUUCUCUGUCUGGCACAAUAAGAGAGAAACAAAGCUCUCAUCCUCCUCCUCCUCCUCAUCCUCCUCCUCCUCCUCCUCUGGUAGAGUAGCAGUGUAUGUGGACUGUCCUGCUGGCUCUCUGUCCUUCUACAGAGUCUCCUCUGACACACUGAUCCACCUCCACACCUUCAACACCACAUUCACUGAACCUCUUUAUCCUGGAUUUGUGUUCUGGUACUGGUCCUGGUCCUGGUCUGGUUUCUCCUCAGUGUCCCUGUGUUCUCUACCAGGAGGGAGAGUCUCCUCCUGGUAGAAUGGAACGAGAACCAUUAGACAAAAUGGGUCCUAAGACCGACCCCUGAGGCACACCAUAUUUAACUGGACAGAACGAAGAGGCAUAGUUGUUUACAGACACGCAAAACUUCCUAUUUGACAGAGUCCAAAAUCUAUUAACUCCACCGAACGACAGCGACCUGGAUGAAACUGUGAUCCAAAUUCUGCAGCACCAUCCCAACUGUGGUUACAAAAUGAUGGUGGGGCACCUCAGUGCACAAGGCAUCCGCAUACAGAGACAACGUGUGCAGGAAUCCAUGCGGCGUGUGGAUUCUCAGGGAGUUAUGAUGCGCAGCCUUCAGCUAAACCCACGAAGGCGCAGGAGGUACUCUGUACCAGCGCCAAACAGUAUGUGGCACAUCGACGGAAAUCACAAGUUGAUAAGGUAUCUGAGAAAACAAUGAAUGAUGAUGAGUCUAGUUUAAAAGAUAUUUGAUUUGCAAAAUCAAUUCUUAGCCAUUCUAAUUUUUAAUUUUGAUGCCGCAAAACUUAAGUCAGGAUAAAGAGAUUUUCAGGGUGACCCUGCAUUUUUUUCCUUGUCAGUGCAAAGGUCUGGUGUGUUGUGGGCAGAAUAUUUCCACUUCUUCUCUCCCUGUGGCUCCGUGUUGACAGUAAACUCAUGUUUUCACAGUGUUGUCGGAGUCAGAUCGUCCCUGUGAUAGUGUGAGGGGGCUGUAAUGCAGGGGUCAGUAUUACAAGAGAAAAACACCUUGAUAAACACGUUCUGCUGUUUUUAAGAUGGCUGAAGGUAACCAGUUGUUUUAGAUCGGCCCAAACAAAGUGUUACCUGGAUGUUGACGUGCUUCAUCAACACGUGACUGGACGACAGUCACCUGUGAUUGGUCGGUUAGCUCUCAAAUAACGAGGAAAGCCGGGGGUAGAUGUUACUUUUUGCUCAGGUGAGUUUGAAUCACGAUCGCCGCAGUAGAUUAAUGAAACUCGUCAGGAACAUGUUUGUGAAUGUGUGACGAAUCUGUAGCUGCACAGCAUAUUUCAGAAUGAGCCGUGAUUUAAAUGAUUGGAUUUCUCCGCUGUGAGCCACAGACUGCAGCCUGAUUCACUCAGUCUGAAAGGAGGCAGGUCACCGUCAAUCAUUUCAUCAGGUUCUCCUCACACGUCCAGAGAAGGAUCACGGUCGACGGCGUUUAGAUCAUCUGCUGCAGCAAACUCAGGGGGCUGAGUUUCAUACUGUCGAUCAGUCCAAUCAGUGACUAAUUCUCAUUGUUCUUCUUUAGUCACAGUACUGCAUCUCCAGGUAAUACACCCUGUUAACAUGUCUUUAAAUAAACCUCAACACGUUCUUCUGGAGAGCGAGGACAGAAGAUUAAGACUUCAGGUGGCUGCUGGGUAAAUAGUGAGGAUGUUGGACUGAACACAGUCAGACUUUGUUUGUCUUCUAUUAAACAUCACGUUCUGUAUUUUAGCAUCCUGUGGUGCCGGAUCAAAGACGGGAGAGCUGGAACCUGUUGUUUCCUCCGGUCUCAUUUAUAGUCCAGCCUGACCCUGAGGCCGGGAGUGACCACGAGAGGCUUUCUGCUGGUCAUGGAGGAGGACGACCUCUCUUCAGACUCUGUGUUGUCAAAGAGACAGAGGGAGGCUCAGGACCUGAAGGACAAAGCGCUUCAACCCUGUACUUAAACUGGGCUUUACAGAAACCUCCGCAGGAAGCGGCCCCUCCCGCUGCAGCUGCCAGCUCUUCUUCUGGAGCGGUGGGAGUCUGGGGUUACGGCCUUCGCCGUCCCGGGUCAGAGCGCCCCGCACGCGCUCAGAAGGACACUUCUCUGCUGUGGCUACUCCAAAGCGGUCAGACAGGCUGCUCCUCCGUGCUGACAGAGGUCCAGUGUUAUACCACAUCUGGAUGUCAUUAUUGGAGACAUAAAUGUAGUGGCAUUUUCAGUGUUUUAUUUAAAAAAGAAAGAAAAUAUUCUCCAGAACAGGGAAAAGUAGACUUUGUAUUUUCUCUACCCUCCUGGGAAACAUCCAUCCAUCCAUCGUCAACCGCUUAUCUGGAGCCGAUCCCAGCUGAUCUCACAGAAACACGUGAAAUGAAACGACCCCUUAACCCGGAUUUACGCGGCGGUGGCACGUAAUGUGUUAAAACUACGUGUCGGCAGCAGGAAAACAAAGUCAGCGAGGCUCAUUUGUCGUGGUGGACGCACGGAUUCCUGGUUCAACAACGUCACACGGUGGGCGGCGGAAAAUGUGGUUUUCUAGUUUACGAAACGUGCUCCUUUUCUCAUUUAUUACAGUGGAUUAGUUCUAUAUAACUAACUUGUCUGUGACGUAACUAUCAAUUUAUAGAUGGAGUAGUUUUAAAGAAGGUUAAAUAGAUUGUUCCCUUUUCUCAUUUUCAAACGUAUUUUCUGUCGUAGCAGCGAAUAAUAUUAAUAAUUAUUAUAAUGAAUCAGAAGACUUUCAGUCGUUACCACGGCAACUACACGUCACGUUACGCGCGCUUCCUCCCGCCUGUUUCUCCCGCCACCUGACUACAGUAAGUAUCUCUGUUUGUUAAAAAGUUAUUUCUGUAGCUGUAGCCUGAUCUGUGCUGCGUUCGGAGACGAGGUUAAAUUUGUUAGUGCUGCGUUAUCUUUCACACGGCUGCCCGCCAAAGCAGUUAGCUCGCCGGCCAACAACAUGUGUUUGUCCGACAGCGUGCUGUUAAUGAGGUUAAAGUUUUAUUCAAAGUGCAAAGUAAAUGUCAGAAGUGUAACGAAGGAGAAUCGCCGCCAUCAGGGAUGGACUGGAAUAAAAAGUGGACCUGGAGUCUUUGCAGAGGAUUUGACUGCUCAGUGCGACUCAGUGUCGCUGAGCGUUCACACCUGAUAUAAUUAAUGCAGAAUUAAAUGCACCACUAACUUACAGAUAGAAGAUCGUUUCCUCAAAGAGAAACGAGGAAAAGCAGAUCGCUCACUGAUCCGCUGGUCCCAGGCAGACGUGAGAAACAAACUGGAUCUAAGAAGAAAGAUCAUUUAUUAAACAGUGUUUUGGUGCUUAGACGUAUUAUAAAAUGAGUCAGAUAGCACUUUGACUAAAUGGUGUUGUGAAAAAUGUUCUAACUAAUACAUGUGACUGAUAAUCCUGCUUAGUUUCCCUGCCUCCAGUCCUUCUGGAACAUUUUCACUUUGAAAUGAACUGGUUUCAUGUUAUAUUGAUCAAAGGCUUAAGCAGAAAUGACUUUCUCUGCAGCUGCUUCAGUCCAGAAGAAGGGAUCCGGUGCACGAGGAGGCCCCAGACAGAAGAUCAAGAGUUGGCAAGUCUCGAGUUAAGGGACACCAGCAGUCCAGGUUCCGGAGGAGCUUCUCACAGAUGUGAGAAUGAAAACUGCGAGGCCGGUGCUUUUUGGUGCAAAGCUCUGAGCCGAGAGAGGAUUCAUCCAGAGAAAUGUCUUCCAUGGCAGAGAGGCUGUGUUCCAUGGCUUCUCCCUACAACUGCUGUGGCGUAUGUCAGCUGCCUGUUCCUGCGCCAAGGUCAAUUUGUGAAUGACCUCGUGACCUCCCGCUCACUCCAGGGAAGCAUAUUUCUGUGGUCACCAUCAACGCUAUGUUGUUGUGAAAGCCAUCCUUAAUGUUUCCCACCGUGUGCAACGCAAAGCUUUUUAUCACCAUGUCAUUUUCAGGCUAAUAGCUAAUACAUCAUAUAUUUGUAUCUCUGUACAGUGUAUUCACUUAUUGUCUAACACAAACAGUAGCCCUCCAGGUUGUCUUUGAGUGGCCAUAACAUACAUUUGAACAAAUAGUAAAUGCUGUACUACUGACGCACGUUAUCUUAUCAGGACGGGACUGAGGAGCCACCCAUAUAUGAGGGCUUGUUCCUGGCCAAGGACCAGCAAGUUGCUGCCUUUGUUGACCUCGUCAGAGGCAACAUGACGAGUGUUAGAACAUUUCAUUUGGUUUUUAUUAUAGUUGUUUUAGUUUGGGCUUUUCAUGCAUCUUAAAAUGUGUUUGUGUUUGCUUGCAGAGUGGUGUUU